ACGUUAGAAUUUCAGUUGGUCUUCGUACUUUUACUCUCUAGUGCUGCGCGUCAUCUGAAACUGUGGUGCUCGAAUAAGUUGCAUGUUGCUACAUUUUGAUUAUCUCUUCAUUCGCACUCUCAGCACUCGUGUCUGUAAAGAUGUUUGGCAGUUACGACACGCAAGAGAGGAGGAGGAGUAUGUCAUACUUGUCCACUAAUGACAAGUCGAGGCCACGAAGUGCUUCAACAGGAGUCCUUGAACUUUCUCCUGUGAGCAACUUUUACAGCCAGAGAAGUCCAGCAACACCAUGUUUUGUCAGUCCCAGGAUGGCGUUUUCAACUCAAUUCAACUAUGAUUCUCCUAUUCAGGUUUUGACUAGUAGUUCACCAGGAGUAUUCAGGCCGAUGUCUGUCCCGAGGUUACCUGGACGUUACUCGCUGAAGAGGCUUCCCCUAAAAUGUAAAGCACUGUUAACAGUUAUACUGUUGUCCUUGGCCACGUGCUUGUAUAUCUUCCGGACCUCGAUUGUGGACGAAAGUAUAGACUGCAAUCUUUCGGGCACCUGUGAUGACCAUUCUCAUGAGCAUUCUAGUUUGGAGAGAUUUGUUCGUGCUGUUACGGGGCCAGGCCCGAAUCAUCACACACUGACAGGAGAUUUGGACAACCCUGAGAUAGGCAGCCACGAAGCUCAUGAAAUUUACCAAGGCUCAGAGUGGGCAGAUACUAUAACAGAUUUAACAGAUGGUGCCUCUAGUAAACAGAGUCCGGGCAACGGUAACAGAGUAGCAGUCAUUGUGGGUAGCCAUGUUGACCUCCCAGAAGAGAGUAUAGGUCAUAAUACUGAUGAAUAUGCUACAGGAGAGCCUUAUCGGAACAUAGGACACGAGUGGUCUAAUGUUGAUGGGGAUGGUCAGGCUGAUCAGAGUUAUUCACUUGGAAGUGCUCCUUUGGCUCAGUUGCCUCCAAAUACUCCUGCAGGAACCAUGAAGGAGAUAGAGGAUUAUCUUUCACAAGGAAUGCAUGGAGAACUUAAGCGAGAUGGCACAGUUUUUAUACAGGAACCCCAAAUGGGCCAUGGGAAUCAACAUUUUGGCUCUCACUGGGGCGAGGCUGCUCACUCACACUACCAGGGAGAUAUGAGCAACAGAGUUGGACAGAUGGGACAGAUGCAAUUUGGUUACAGAGAUAAUGACCAUCGUCAACCUCGACACAUUGAAAAUCUAAGGAUGGACAGGCUGCCUCCAGGUGUUAAUCCUAACAGGUAUUUUGACUUGUGAAAACCCUAAUUCAUUUGGAGCGAAGCUUUGUGAAGUUUUUAACUAUUUAAGGAUAGGUCUUAUCUUGGCAGACAACCAAUGAAUAUUUUUACUUUUCUGCUUUUGGGAGCAGAAACUAAAAUAGCUUGCGAGAACUUAAUGCUAAAAAUGUCGAUUUUAUGAAGGACUAGGUAUUUUAAUAUUUUAAAUACAGAAGAAUAAAACAUUUUUCUUAAGGAAA
Molecule: messenger RNA, 1479 nt
Organism: Macrobrachium nipponense
Lineage: Eukaryota; Metazoa; Arthropoda; Malacostraca; Decapoda; Palaemonidae
Exons: 7
Coding region: 141-1259 (372 amino acids)
Source: RefSeq, a predicted model, not a curated record